AUGUUGGCACACAUUCUCAACCAUCUUGUUGAACACACCCCCAAGCCACAACCAUCAUGUGGAACACGCCCCCAAGCCACAACCAUCAUGUGGAACACGCCCCCAAGCCACAACCAUCAUGUGGAACACGCCCCCAAGCCACAACCAUUAUGUGGAACACACCCCCAAGCCACAACCAUCAUGUGGAACACGCCCCCAAGCCACAACCAUCAUGUGGAACACGCCCCCAAGCCACAACCAUCAUGUGGUACACACCCCCAAGCCACAACCAUCAUGUGGAACACGCCCCCAAGCCACAACCAUCAUGUGGAACACGCCCCAAGCCACAACCAUCAUGUGGAACACGCCCCCAAGCCACAACCAUCAUGUGGAACACGCCCCCAAGCCACAACCAUCAUGUGGAACACACCCCCAAGCCACAACCAUCAUGUGGAACACACCCCCAAGCCACAACCAUCAUGUGGAACACACCCCCAAGCCACAACCAUCAUGUGGAACACACCCCCACGCCACAACCAUCAUGUGGAACACGCCCCCAAGCCACACAACCAUCAUGUGGAACACGCCCCCAAGCCACACACCCAUCAUGUGGAACACACCCCCACGCCACAACCAUCAUGUGGAACACACCCCCACGCCACAACCAUCAUGUGGAACACGCCCCCAAGCCACACACCCAUCACGUGGAACACGCCCCCACGCCACAACCAUCAUGUGGAACACACCCCCAAGCCACAACCAUCAUGUGGAACACACCCCCAAGCCACACACCCAUCAUGUGGAACACGCCCCCACGACACAACCAUCAUGUGGAACACGCCCCCAAGCCACACACCCAUCAUGUGGAACACGCCCCCAAGCCACAAACAUCAUGUGGAACACGCCCCCAAGCCACAACCAUCAUGUGGAACACGCCCCCAAGCCACACACCCAUCAUGUGGAACACGCCCCCAAGCCACAACCAUCAUGUGGAACACGCCCCCAAGCCACAACCAUCAUGUGGAACACGCCCCCAAGCCACACACCCAUCAUGUGGAACACGCCCCAAGCCACAAACAUCAUGUGGAACACGCCCCCAAGCCACACACCCAUCAUGUGGAACACGCCCCCAAGCCACAACCAUCAUGUGGAACACGCCCCCAAGCCACAACCAUCAUGUGGAACACGCCCCCAAGCCACACACCCAUCAUGUGGAACACGCCCCCAAGCCACAACCAUCAUGUGGAACACGCCCCCAAGCCACAACCAUCAUGUGGAACACGCCCCCAAGCCACACACCCAUCAUGUGGAACACGCCCCCAAGCCACAACCAUCAUGUGGAACACGCCCCCAAGCCACAACCAUCAUGUGGAACACGCCCCCAAGCCACACACCCAUCAUGUGGAACACGCCCCAAGCCACAAACAUCAUGUGGAACACGCCCCCAAGCCACAACCAUCAUGUGGAACACGCCCCCAAGCCACGCACCCAUCAUGUGGAACACGCCCCCAAGCCACAACCAUCAUGUGGAACACGCCCCCAAGCCACACACCCAUCAUGUGGAACACGCCCCCAAGCCACAACCAUCAUGUGGAACACGCCCCCAAGCCACAACCAUCAUGUGGAACACGCCCAAAGCCACAACCAUCAUGUGGAACACGCCCCCAAGCCACAACCAUCAUGUGGAACACGCCCAAAGCCACAACCAUCAUGUGGAACACGCCCAAAGCCACAACCAUCAUGUGGAACACGCCCCCAAGCCACACACCCAUCAUGUGGAACACGCCCAAAGCCACAACCAUCAUGUGGAACACGCCCAAAGCCACAACCAUCAUGUGGAACACGCCCCCAAGCCACACACCCAUCAUGUGGAACACGCCCCAAGCCACAACCAUCAUGUGGAACACGCCCCCAAGCCACAACCAUCAUGUGGAACACGCCCCCAAGCCACAACCAUCAUGUGGAACACGCCCCCAAGCCACAACCAUCAUGUGGAACACGCCCAAAGCCACAACCAUCAUGUGGAACACGCCCAAAGCCACAACCAUCAUGUGGAACACGCCCAAAGCCACAACCAUCAUGUGGAACACGCCCAAAGCCACAACCAUCAUGUGGAACAAUCACCCGGUGAAUCUCACAAUGCACAGAAAGACACGAUUUGAACAAGUGAACAUACUAGAAGCGUCAGCAACAACAGUUCACAGCGGGAGAGAAACAGGGCGCGGGAAGAUAGCAGGUGAGGGAGGCGGUGCAGGUUGA
Messenger RNA from Procambarus clarkii (red swamp crayfish), 2238 nucleotides. NCBI's taxonomy places the organism in Eukaryota, Metazoa, Arthropoda, Malacostraca, Decapoda, Cambaridae. The record is from RefSeq and is a predicted model, not a curated record.